Messenger RNA from Batrachochytrium dendrobatidis JAM81, 837 nucleotides. RefSeq lists its product as uncharacterized. NCBI's taxonomy places the organism in Eukaryota, Fungi, Chytridiomycota, Chytridiomycetes, Rhizophydiales. The record is from RefSeq and is a predicted model, not a curated record. The transcript has 4 exons. Bases 1 to 837 code for a protein of 278 amino acids.
AUGGCCUCAUCGUCCAACAACAGUAGUUGCUGCACACCUAGCAGUGGAAGCUGUUCGGGUCCUGUUAGUGGCUGGGGAGCAUCUCCUGUGCCCCAUCAUCAGUCAACUAUACACCCUCAUCUUGUUCAGCCUUGUAUACAAUCUCAAUAUGAACCUCAUACAUCUCAACCUUGUUAUAAUUUACAAGAAACGCAGUAUUCUUCGUUGAAUGAAACCAAGUCUUCUCAAUUUCCUGCUUCGUAUGAGCAGAUUCAGGAUGUGUCUGGAUACGUUUAUUGUCCUCCUGGCUGGAACGAAAUGCGAUUACGCACCGGAACUGAUGCUGCUGCCAUCAGCAAAAUAGCCAUGGAUACAUUCACCGACAUUGCCUAUAUUAAAGAUAAAAACGCCAUUCAAGUUAUUGGAGAAUCUCAUGAUGACGUGUACAAAGCUCAAAGUUUACUCAAUACUUUAUUUUCCUUACCACCGGUGCAACCCAAAAAGCAAUGGGUUCGUCCAGAUCGUCCAGGUGAUUGGGGCCAAUGCCGCGAAGCUCCUAAUCGAGGCUUGCGUCAAAUGCAAUCUGAGCCUGCUCUCAACCAUAACUGUGCUCCGUGGCAGGUUUCUCGUCAGCCCAAUGGUCACAAGCUCUCACGCAACCGAAAAUCGUACCAUCAAUUCGAUGGAACCCCAUCUAUUACAGAGCAUGGCGUGUACCAAUACUCGACUGGAUCAUCUACUCAUCACCUACAGUCGAAUCGAUUCUCAGCAGAACCUACACACGGUUUUACUACUGAACCUCGCAAUAAUUCUGCAAGUGUUCGUCGCUCAGCUAUUCCAAGUGGCCAAUGGAGGUGA